AUGGAUAAUCAAGACAAGGGAGGAGGGAGGGAAGGAGAGAAGACGGAAAAACUGAUAGUUGGGGAGGUUGGUGAUGAAGACAAGCAGACCAAAGACAAACACAACAAGCUGGAGAAGGAGAGCAACGAGAAGGAGCCGAGCAGAGAGGCCCGGAAGGAGAACCGUCGCUGCCAGUGGAGGAGCGGCUGGGCUCUGACUGAACGCCUGGCCAUCAAUGUGUCAGGAAUGCGUUACGAGACCCAGCUCAGCACCCUCGCCCAGUUUCCCGACUCACUGCUGGGCGACCCCCAACGUCGACUUCGCUACUUUGACCCGCUGAGGAACGAACUCUUCCUGGACAGGAGCCGCGUCUGCUUCGACGCCAUCCUGUACUUCUACCAGUCGGGCGGGAGGCUGCGGAGGCCCGCCAACGUCCCCCUGGACAUGUUCCUGGAGGAGAUACGCUUCUACGAGCUCGGAGAGGAGAUCAUCGACCGCUUCAAGGAGGACGAAGGCUUCCCCAAGGAGGAGGAGAGGCCCUUACCCACCAACGAGCUGCAGCGGCGCCUCUGGAUGCUGUUUGAGUAUCCGGAGUCCUCCAGUGGAGCUCGGAUCAUCGCCAUCAUCAGUGUCAUGGUCAUUGUGAUCUCCAUUCUCAUCUUCUGCCUGGAGACUCUGCCUGAGUUCAGGAAUGAGAAGGAACAGAGGGAGCAAUUCACCACCAUACCUCACCCCACCAUAGCAAACGAAACCAUCUUGGUCCCACCUGGCUUCACUCCUUUCCAGGACCCCUUCUUCAUUGUAGAGACAAUUUGCAUCUGCUGGUUCUCGUUUGAACUCAUCGUACGCUUCACCUGCGCUCCCAGCAAGACGCACUUCUUCAAAGAUGUCAUGAACACCAUCGACUUCUUCGCCAUCAUUCCCUAUUUUGUCACAAUUGGCACAGAGCUGGCUAAGGACAAAGGCACGCAGCCCUCCGUGUCUCUGGCCCUCAUCAGGGUUAUCAGGCUGGUGAGGGUCUUCAGGAUCUUCAAGCUCUCUCGUCACUCAAAGGGCCUCCAGAUCCUGGGCCAGACACUGAAGGCCAGCCUCCGUGAGCUUGCCCUGCUCAUCUUCUUCCUCUUCAUCGGCGUCAUACUCUUUUCUAGUGCCGUCUACUUUGCUGAGGUGGACAGACCUGACACGGCAUUCACCAGCAUCCCUGAGGCUUUCUGGUGGGCGGUGGUGUCCAUGACGACAGUUGGCUACGGUGACAUGUACCCGGAGACGGUUGGGGGAAAGCUGGUGGGCUCCAUGUGCGCCAUUGCCGGCGUGCUCACCAUCUCUUUGCCGGUGCCCGUCAUUGUGUCCAACUUCAGCUACUUCUAUCACAGAGAGAUGGAGUGUGAGGAACACACAGAGUACCACCAUGUCGCCACAUCACUCUGGGAAAAGGACAGAGAGGACGAUGAUGAGGAGGACGAUGAGGAUGGAUUGGAUGAGGGGCCUGACUGCACGGGAGAUUACUCGCCCCUGUAUGCCCAGAGCAGCAGGGGUAUCUGUCCUCCACUCAAUGGGACUCUUCUGGCAGGACUUUGUGCUGGACAGGAGACUGGUGAUCAGAGAGGAAUAAAGUUCUACCUCAAAGAACCUCUGGUCACUCAGGUCUGACAGAGAGCAGAUGGACGGAGACUUGCCAAAGUAAAAUUCAAACAGUAUCUUGUCAAG
Messenger RNA from Seriola dumerili (greater amberjack), 1686 nucleotides. Its product is annotated as potassium voltage-gated channel subfamily A member 7-like. Gene Ontology annotation, molecular function: delayed rectifier potassium channel activity; protein binding. The transcript is spliced from 2 exons. The record is from RefSeq and is a predicted model, not a curated record. Gene Ontology annotation, biological process: protein homooligomerization; potassium ion transmembrane transport. Gene Ontology annotation, cellular component: voltage-gated potassium channel complex; membrane. The coding region runs from base 1 to 1629 and encodes 542 amino acids. NCBI's taxonomy places the organism in Eukaryota, Metazoa, Chordata, Actinopteri, Carangiformes, Carangidae.